Rhagoletis pomonella (apple maggot) is the source of this 1323-nucleotide messenger RNA. RefSeq lists its product as uncharacterized. The transcript has 2 exons. The record is from RefSeq and is a predicted model, not a curated record. The coding region runs from base 308 to 1021 and encodes 237 amino acids. Lineage: Eukaryota; Metazoa; Arthropoda; Insecta; Diptera; Tephritidae.
AAUUACAGGAUGCAAAAAAUUGCUCAAGCCGAUUACCGAUAGCCUUGCAUUCAUUGUAAGUAAUUCUUGUAGCUCCGAUUUUGAUGAAAAGAUCACCAUACUCCAAAUAAUUGAGAAGUCAUGGAGAAAAAACUUCAAAGUUACCAUAGCUCGAAAGUAUAAAAUCUCACCUGAUACGGAUCCCGAUAAAAAUGAAAAUUUGCAUAAAAUAUUUAGACAACUUGAAAUUGUAGACACGCCGAAAGCUACCAAACCUCUUAGCGUUCCUCAAAAACGAAAAUUAGUCAAGCCGCAUCUGGAGCAGUUGAUGCAGCUGGUAUGUACGGCUUACGAACCAGAUAUUCCAAAGAUGAUAGAUAAUCUUCAUAAUUUGAAGAAAUCAUGGAGUCUGCAACAUGGCAUACGCAUUGAAGUAGAAGAAUAUACUACUUCGAGCAUGGAGGUGCCAGCACAAUACGAUAAUAAAUCAAUUGAUUUGAGAAGAGAGGAUUUACCAGGACUUGGCAGCAUGGUGAGCAGCAUUAAUUCCCCGAUUCCAAUAAAAAUUAGAGGAACCCCCCGUUUAGGUUCCAUUACAACUCCAGUGCGAUCAAAAAAAAAGAAACUGGCGGUUCCAUUUCUCGAAAGGGCUCAACUGCAACAAACACAAGAAAUGCUAGGUUGGUUGAUUGACAAAGACUUGGUGGGAAGUGUCCUCGACGCGGAGUAUCUUAUUAAAACUACCGACUUAAACCUGGAAAUUAACAUUUUAAGAGACUCUUUUCAAAACGUUAAUGUCCAGUUAUUAUCAAAAUACUGCGUGAAGAAGGCUUUUUUUGCACUUGAACAGGCAAUAUCAGAAAAGAAGCAGAAAGAUAUCAAAACUUGUCGUACUUGCGGACAAGUCAAUACUAACGUGUUACUAGAGUGGAUGUUAUGUAGCUCUUGCUUGUUUUUUUUUCAUUCCAAAUGUGUUAAAAAAUAUAGAAAGAAAACCACGAAAGUAUGGUUUUGCUCAGCAUGCAUAAAAAAAGGAGGGUAAAAUUGAUUUUGUGCGAUUUUAUUGUUAAAUAUUAUUGAAUAAUAAACAGCAAUAAGGUUUUUUUUUAAGAACUAACUUAGAAAAAAUAAAAUAAAUACCAAAGUACAAUUGGCUUAAUUAUUUUGGAUGUUACUUAUUUAUUUUCACAGCGAUAAAUACUUAUUCUAAAAGUACUUAGUUUCACCUAACGAAACACCGUGUACAGAAGGACUUUGAGACAUUGGCUUCACUAACUACCGCGUACCAAGUUUUUAUAGGCUUUCAUAGUUUUCUUAUUUUUGAAAAUUACCCUUAUAUGGGCA